Callorhinchus milii (elephant shark) is the source of this 361-nucleotide messenger RNA. It is a transcript of the gene rpl37, whose product is annotated as ribosomal protein L37. NCBI's taxonomy places the organism in Eukaryota, Metazoa, Chordata, Chondrichthyes, Chimaeriformes, Callorhinchidae. Gene Ontology annotation, biological process: translation. Gene Ontology annotation, molecular function: RNA binding; structural constituent of ribosome. The record is from RefSeq and is marked provisional. Gene Ontology annotation, cellular component: cytosolic large ribosomal subunit; ribosome.
CUCUCUGGCGCGCGGUGAAAAAUGACGAAGGGAACGUCGUCAUUUGGUAAACGGCGGAACAAGACACACACCUUGUGUCGCCGCUGUGGGGCCAAGGCCUUUCACCUGCAGAAGUCGACCUGCGGCAGAUGUGCCUACCCAGCCAAGAGGAAGCGAAAGUACAAUUGGAGUAUUAAAGCCAAAAGGAGGAACACAACUGGCACUGGUCGCAUGAGGCAUCUGAAGGUGGUUUACCGCAGAUUCAGGAAUGGAUUCCGUGAAGGAACCACCCCCAAGCCCAGACGCGCUGCAAUGGCUUCCUCCAGCUCAGCGUAAACCUGUCUCUAUCUGUUCAAGUAACAAAUAAAGUGAUCUUUCAGAU